Molecule: messenger RNA, 2006 nt
Organism: Pantherophis guttatus
Lineage: Eukaryota; Metazoa; Chordata; Lepidosauria; Squamata; Colubridae
Source: RefSeq, a predicted model, not a curated record
GAGAGGGCCUCGGCGGGCGGCCGCCGGCGAUGCUGCAGCUGCGGGACUCGGAGGAAGGCGCCGGGCCGGCUCUGCUGGUGCCGGCGGCCGAGGCCGACGUGCCCUUCACGCCUCCGGGGGACCUGGAAGGAUCGCUGGCGGCGCCCCGGCAGACGCUGCGGCCGCUCAACGUCCGCAACCCCACGCGGGGCCGCCUGAAGGAGUACUUCGUCUUCCGGGUGGGGGCCGGGCGCCAGGCCGUCAAUGAGAUCCGGGUGGUUGUGAUGCCCGUGGAGGACGGAGAAGUCCAAAGCGUUUGGCUGCUGACCGAGAUCGACCACUGGAACAACGAAAAGGAACGCCUGGUUCUGAUUACCGACCGUUCCCUUUUGAUCUGUAAAUACGACUUUAUCAGCCUUCAGUGCCUGCAAGUGACCAGAAUCUCGCUUAACGCUGUCGAUACCAUUUCCACGGGCCAGUUUGAAUUUCCUCCCAAGUCGCUCAACAAGCGGGAAGGUGUCGGGAUUCGAAUCCAGUGGGACAAACAGAGCCGUGCUUCGUUCAUCAACCGGUGGAACCCAUGGUCCAGCAACGUGCCCUACGCCACCUUUACCGAACACCCCAUGGCUGAUGCCGACGAGAAGAUCGCAUCUCUGUGUCAGUUGGAGAACUUCCAAAUCCAGCUAGUCCAGGCUGUCAAGAAGGCCCAUAGGGAAUGUCCCCUGCCGGGACGGGCCAACGGUGUCCUGCUCCUCGAGCGACCGCUUCUGAUCGAAACCUACGUGGGGCUGAUGUCCUUCAUCAACAACGAAGCCAAGCUGGGUUAUUCAAUGACCAGAGGGAAAAUCGGAUUCUAAAAAGCACACGGAGGUCACCAUCGCCCCCCUGGAAGAGUAUAGGGGAGAGAAAACGAAGCCGGUCAAUUUUAUUUUAAUUUUUUUCCCCAGCUCGUCGAAAAUCUCGCUGAUCCUUCCCGACGGAUCGAGACGAGAGGCGGCCGUAGAGAGCCGUUUAACCAUAACACCGGAACUCCUUUCGAAUCUUUCUCCACUCCUUCCGUGUUGUCUCGGAUAAGAUAAUCGUUAUGUUUUCACGCAUGCUCUGGAGUUUUCCCCUCCCUAUGUAAACAAUUUAACCUGGGUUUCCUUCUUACGGGUGGCUAAUUUUUUCCCGUGAUUUAAAGGGAUAUCUUGAGAGUCUCAGGCGGCAUUCCGGUGAGUAAGCACACCUUACGAGUUGACAUGGUGCAGUCAAAAUAAAGAAAAGUCGCGCGAAGAACCACUCGUCCCCCACGCUGCGAAAUUCUACACAACGGCGUUCGUUUCCCGGGAAUUUCCUGCCACGCAAAUCACGUUUUUUGCAUCGAGCAAGGGGGGAAAAAAGGGAAUUUUCAAUCAGCUUUCAAUCCAAAGCCAGGGUACUCAAAAAUCUACCAAAGCAUGGGUAUCGAAACAAGAACAUGUAGUUUUAGUUCGAAUGGUCCAGUUUUCUCUCUUGGUUUCAAAUUCACUGAAACCCCCGAGGUGGAAACUCUCAAAAGGUGAAAAUUAAAAUUAUAUUAGUUCAUCCAAGCCAAAAAGUCUUCGGAAGAGACUGAUAUAUAUUGGGAGGAAAAUGUCUACUGACACAUGGGGAACAAUCGUUAUAGAAGCAUGGAAUUUUCGUUUUUCGGUGUUUUCCGGUUUAAUUUCUGCAUUCCUUAAUGCAGUUUUCUCAAACGGGGACUUCUUUAAGACGUCGGGACUUCAACUCCCAGGAUUCCCCAGCCAACAUGGCUGACUGAGGAAUCCUGGGAGCUGAAGUCCAGACAGUUUAAACUGGCCCAGCGGAGAAACACUGCCUUAAAACUAUCCAGAACUGAAAUUCUGCUUCCCAUACACUGGUCCUCUCGGUACUUCUUUGCCAUUCGGCGUUGUCUCUGUUCACAAUGGACAAAAGGUUGUUGCUGGGAUGACGGCGGAUAUAUGUCCUUGUUUGUGUUACGAGUUGUGUAUACCGAAGCUUAAUAAAACUCAAGUCCAUACGAA